UGUUCUGUUGGAUUCUUCCACAGCAACACAUAAUAUAUCGUAUUUUCCAAUUCUCUCAUACUUUUGUGCUUAUAAAUCAAAUGAAUUGCCAAUCUUUAUUGCUUCGAUAUCUCACCAUCAAGUUCAUUUCUUUAUUGGAGAUUCGGAAGUAAUGGGGGAGAUUGAUACAAAAUCAAUUGAAUCAGUCCAAGCUGCCCUUUCUUUGUUUGGACAGAAAUCGCGUGAUCACAAGAAGAAAUAUAAAUCUACUUCCUGUAUCAAUGACAAGGAGAAAGAAGAAGAUAUAGGAAGUGUGUUGAAAUACUUGGCAAACCUCAAAAUUCAACUUGAGGCGAAGGAUUCUGCACACAAGCAAGCACUUCUUAAGCUAGACCAUCACGAAAACACAGUUGAUGAACUAUGCACUCUGCUAAUGAGCUCUGAACUCGAGAAGGAGAUUUACAUGAUUGAAUGUAGAGGGUUGAGGAUUCAUGUACAUGAGCUUGAGUCUAGAAUUCAGGAGAUGGAUGACCGCCUUCUGGAGUCUGUGAUGAUACGAGAACAGCUUUCACAUGCCACUAGUGAGUUGAAGGCCACUCAAGGAGAUCUAGUGGCAGCAAGAGAUGCUAAGCUUGAAGCCUUGACACAAGAAGAGGCGAUGGAAGAUUAUUUAAGCACCGAAAAGUUAAAGAAUGAAGAGAUAUUGUGGAAUGUGUCAAAGCUCAACGAGAUUAUUUUGGACUUGCAAAUGACUGCUGCUGAGGCAGAAGAAAACACUGCACGUUUGCGUGAGAGAGAGACUGAAUUGGAAUUAGAAGCAGCAAAUGCAAAGGAAGAAGUGGUUUCUAUGAGAAAUCAAUUGGAAUUGAUGCAAGAUUUGGAGAAUGAGCUAUUGGAGAAGUUCGCACUUAUUGAUUCAAUGAAAGCAGAACUCCAAGAAGUAAAUGAGCUUCGCGCUUCUCAUGAGAAAGUCACUUCAGGUGCUGCUACUGAGGUGAAAAAGUUAAAUGAAGCUCUUGAAUUGCAAGAGAGGAAGAAUUGGGACCAGUGUGGUUAUAUCAGUUUAUUGGAGUCAGAACUCAGGCAAUUAAAAGGGGAACUCAACAAAGCCAACGAAGAAGCUACUCGCGCCAAUGCAGAUUCCGGAACAAUGAGCCUUGAGCUGGAACAGAUUAAAAAGGAAAUGGUUGAGAUAAGAGAAAAGGAAACAGAAGCACAAGUUGAGAUAGCGUUCCUAAAAUCCGAGAUUCACAAAGGGAGGUCGAAAAUUGCAGCAGCAGAAAUUGCUGAUUCAGUAGCCAAGAGCGAGAAAUCAGCUUUGCAUCUUGCACUUCAGCAGCUGGCCUUAAAGGCUGAAGAGGCUAAAAAUGAAAACAGGAGAUUAAAAGAAGCCAGUAAGGCAUCUAAAGAAAGUCGAAAUGAAGAAUCAGAAGAGGGAAAAGAAGAGGCUAAGGCCUAUAUCACAAUACCAAAGGAGGAGUAUGUGCAAGUACAUGAAGAACCAAAUGAAAUUCAACUACUGAAGAAAGAACUGAAAACAGCAACGUUGAAAAUUAGCGAGUUGAGGACGAGAGCUGAGCAGGCGAUAAGCAGAGCUGAGGCAGCUGAAAAGCGUAAAGCUGCACUUGAAAAUCAGAUAAAGAGGUGGAAGGAACAUAAAGAGAGAAAAAAGGCUGCAUUGACUGCACUUAGAGAGGAGUCCAUUUCCAGAGAAAUUACUGAAUACGAGCCUGAUAAUUCUCCCAAAAUAAAACAACCUCUUCGUAAGGUUCUCAGGAUGGAGUUUUAGUUACACUAAAUCUAUUGCAAAACGUUUCCAUAGGAAUACGAAUGAGAUCCGCAAUGCCAUCAUUGUAUGGCCGAUAGUAGUACA
Molecule: messenger RNA, 1852 nt
Organism: Capsicum annuum
Lineage: Eukaryota; Viridiplantae; Streptophyta; Magnoliopsida; Solanales; Solanaceae
Product: WEB family protein At1g12150
Exons: 2
Coding region: 152-1768 (538 amino acids)
Source: RefSeq, a predicted model, not a curated record